Molecule: messenger RNA, 485 nt
Organism: Trichechus manatus latirostris (Florida manatee)
Lineage: Eukaryota; Metazoa; Chordata; Mammalia; Sirenia; Trichechidae
Product: cytochrome c oxidase subunit 7B, mitochondrial
Exons: 3
Coding region: 116-358 (80 amino acids)
Biological process (GO): mitochondrial electron transport, cytochrome c to oxygen
Cellular component (GO): respiratory chain complex IV; mitochondrion
Source: RefSeq, a predicted model, not a curated record
CUUUAGGAGCCCUUCUGAAAGCCAUUUUGUUUUUCAGAGCUCUUUGCAAGGGUACCGGACGCGAUUGCAACUAGCCAGCAGCUGCAGUUGCCGCAAUUCCAUUUACUUCUAAACGAUGUUUCCCGUGGCCAAAAACGCACUAAGUCGUCUUCAAGUUCGAAGCAUUCAGCAAACAAUGGCAAGGCGGAGCCACCAGAAACGUGCACCUGAUUUCCAUGACAAAUAUGGUAAUGCUGUAUUAGCUAGUGGAGCUACUUUCUGUGUUGCUGUAUGGACAUAUACAGCAACACAAAUUGGAAUAGAAUGGAACCUGUCCCCUGUUGGCAGAGUCACCCCGAAGGAAUGGAGAGAUCAGUAAUCAAACCAACUGGUGGUAUAAUACUGAAUUGUUUCAAAACCAACUUAUAAUUGAUGCCAAGUAAAAGCACUGUGUACCCAUUAAAAUAUGGCAUUAUUGAAGAAAUAAAGUACAUUUGAAACUUUUA